AUUCCAAGCUUCUCCCUUCUUCCUCUGUCUCUUCUUCCCUCGCCCCAUUUUCCUCUUCUCCCCCUUUCUCCGAACGGAUCACCGGCGAGCAGCAGCUACGGUGACAACAACACCAGGCGCCUCCGCCUCCCUUCUUCCUCUUUCUCUCCUCUUUUCCCCCUUCUUUUCUCCUCUCUUUUUGCAGGACCGCCAGGCAGCAGCGACCAGUAGCAGCAGCGGCGACGACAAGCAGCAGAGACGACUCCGGCGUGCAACGAGGCGCAGCUGCGGCUCCAGCGAAGGAAAAGUUGCGUGAGGUCAGUGACGCCGGCAGAAAACAGCAGCUCCGGCCAUUCCGGUGGAGCUUUUGAAAAUUUCGAGUUUUGUUAAACAGAUGGAUAUCACCAGGAGACUCGAAAUCAUGGCGCGGAAGAAGGCGCAAAGGGAUACCAAACCGUCGGCGAAGAAGCCGAACCAGAACCGUAUGAGCAGCGCUGAGCGCUCGGCACUCUUUGCACGUAGAGAAGCUGCAAAGGUUUUGCGAACUAUUCUACAAGGAGACGCUCGACGUCGAGCCGUUGGCACCAUCAAGUCGUUGGUUUAUAGUCCCUCUGUCAGGAACAAAAGAGCUACUUAUGCUUUGGUUUGUCAAACUCUCAAAUAUCUUCCCGUUAUCAAGGAUGUCUUUCACACUACCAAUGUGCUGAGUAGCAAGUGGAAGAGGCAAGAAGAAUUGAUGUAUAUAAUCUUGUAUGACAUCCUUUUUAGCCAGGAGGUUUUGUUAGCUGGUGAUGCAGAAAAGUUUCUACUGCAGAAAAAGGAUGUGUUGCAGGCAGCACUUGCCAAGCUUUUAGUUCGAAAGAAAGUAAAACAUUUCUCAGAUUUGAUGACUUCUUAUAAAAUUUCUGACCUUCCGAAACCCCGUUAUGCUCGUGUAAAUACUCUGAAAAUGGACGUAGAGUCUGCCCUAGUCGAAUUUAAGAAACAGUACGAGGUUUGUCAGGAUGCAAUGGUUCCUGACCUGUUGAUUUUACCCCCAAGGACUGACUUGCAUGAUCAUCCUUUGGUGAAAAGUGGAAGUGUCUUUCUGCAGGGUAAGGCAAGUUCCAUGGUUGCAGUUGCUCUUGGGCCUAAACCCAGAUGGGAGGUCAUUGAUGCAUGUGCGGCACCAGGGAACAAAACUGUUCAUCUAGCUGCUCUUAUGAAGGGAAAUGGAAAGAUAAUAGCUUGUGAACUUAAUAAAGAAAGGGUUAAACGUCUGAAGGACACAAUUGAACUGGCUGGAGCGACUAAUGUGGAAAUCAAGCAUGAAGACUUCUUAAACAUCAGUCCUGAGGAUCCAGCGUACUCGAAGGUUCAAGCAAUACUGUUAGAUCCAUCAUGUUCAGGCUCUGGGACUGUUGUUGAUAGAUUAGAUCACCUGCUCCCCUCAUAUACAACAGACUCUGAUGUCAAUAGACUAGAAAAGCUCGCGGCUUUCCAGAGAAAGGCUUUGGAACAUGCAUUAUCUUUUCCAGCUGUUGAGAGAAUUGUUUACAGUACAUGUUCUGUUAACCAAGUUGAGAAUGAAGAUGUUAUCAAAUCUGUUCUGCCUCUCGCUUCGUCUUAUGGUUUUGAACUGACAACAAUCUUUCCCCAGUGGGCUCGCCGAGGUCAUCCAAUUUUUGAUGGAUCUCAACGUGUGCUUAGAACCGAUCUCAUAGAGGAUCAGGAGGGCUUCUUUAUUGCUUUAUUUGUCAGGAAGGGUGUUAGCCCUCCAGCCAAGCACAUCAGAGAUGUUGGAAACACAUUACGAGCUCUUCAACGAAGAAAAAGGAGAAAGAUAAAUUCUUUCUUCCUCCUCAAAACUUUGGGUUUGUUAUUGUAAUAAUAGGUUUACUUGUAUCAAUCAUGCAAUCGAAAAAUGAUAAAAUCCUAGAGAAAAAUUGCCAGAAUUUGUCACCAGGUUAGAAUGUAGUUUGGCCGAAGUUUUGUUUUAUUCAUUUCAGGUUUCUGGUUGUCUCUACUAAACAGUUAAAUGUAUACAACAAAAACUUUCUGGCAUUUGAUGCUUACAUCAAAUUGUAUUUCUUUCUGCUUUUUUCCUUCUCAAAAAAAUAAUUAAACUUUCAUUA
Solanum lycopersicum (tomato) is the source of this 2093-nucleotide messenger RNA. Its product is annotated as 25S rRNA (cytosine-C(5))-methyltransferase NSUN5. The record is from RefSeq and is a predicted model, not a curated record. Gene Ontology annotation, cellular component: nucleolus. Gene Ontology annotation, molecular function: RNA methyltransferase activity. Gene Ontology annotation, biological process: rRNA base methylation. Lineage: Eukaryota; Viridiplantae; Streptophyta; Magnoliopsida; Solanales; Solanaceae.